GAACUCUCCAAUUUGACGGCAACAAUACAAACAAACACACACCACAGUGCAAUUCAGGCAGGCAAACGUAAUAAAAAUAAAAUGUGGGAGAAUAUUCCCACAUAUAGUCGAACUCGGAGCAAACACAGACGCGCGACGAGCGUGAAAAACUAGCUGGCAACAACGGUGCAAACUUCCGAAUGCGAAGAAAAGCCAGCGAACGCGAAUCGGAAUCGGAAUCGAGGCGCUGCGAGUGAAGUGAAUAAUAAAUUCACUGCGCCGUUGUCAUUUUCGGGCCAAUUAUGUCUGCGUCUGUGGUUUGCGUUGACUUGAGUUCGGAAUCCGAUGAAGAGUCGAAUAAUGGAGCCAAACGAAGACGACUCGAGGAUCCCCUGCGACAAAUGGCUUCUUGCGGCCCCAGACAAAUUUUGCCCGCCAAACUUAUGAACAUACCAAAGGCGUCCCUGGGAUCCGUGGUGACAGUAUCUGGAGUGGGAGCAGGACCUGCAAGGGCAUUUCCAAUCCCAGCGGAUCCCCUCCGAUCCAUGCACAUCCCCAGUGGCAUCACAGUUACCAAACACCAGAAGAGCAUCCUCACCACAAAUGGAAAUCUGACCAUUUCCCUGGCAGAGCCCAACAACAAUAACAAAAACAGCAAUAAUAAUAACAACAACACCAACAGCUACAACAACAAUGUGAAGCAGGUGAAGAUGGGCACCGUCCAGAAAGUGGCCUGGUCGGUGAGCAGCAAAGCGCCCAGUCCCAAUGCCCUGAUAACCCCAGUGCCCAGUCACCAGGUGAGGGUGACGCCUGGCAACCAAAUACGGGUGACAGCCGGAGCCAAAGUCAUCCAGUCGCCCAUCCGAGUGUUGCCGAUGUCUCGCCCGCCGGUUGUAAUAGGUCAGCCCCAGCGACAGCAACAGCUACAGCCCCAGCCCCAGCAGCAGAAGCCAAUAAUUGUAGGUGUAACCAAGCCAAAAGCCCCAAUGGGACAAAUGUUGCACCAACAACAGCAGCAGAAGACGCUACAAGGGCAAGUGCAACAGAGGAUUAUUGCAGGACAGCAGCAACAGAGGCCUUCGCUGGGUCAACUGCAGCAACAGCAGGUGCAACAGCAGCAUCUACCUAGAUCCUUGGCUACUCCGAUGCAGCAGCAACCGAAACCACUGCAAUCACAGCCAAAGCCGCUGGCAAAACCGCUCCAACAGCCAGUUCCACAGAAAUUAACGGUCGUGGGACAGCUCCAGCAGCAGCAACCAAAGGCCAUCGUGGGACAACAGCUGCAGCAGCCACCGAAGGCCAUCGUAGGACAACAACUACAGCAGCCACCGAAGGCCAUCCUGGGACAACAGCUACUGCAGCAACCAAAGGCCAUCGUGGGACAACAGCUACAGCAGCAACCAAAGGCGGUCGUGGGACAACAGCUACAUCAGCAACCAAAGGCCAUCGUGGGACAACAGCCACAGCAGCAACCGAAGCCCAUUGCGGGACAACAGCUGCAGCAGCAACCAAAGGCGAUCGUGGGACAACAGCCACAGCAGCAACCGAAGGCCAUCGUGGGACAACAGCCACAGCAGCAACCGAAGCCCAUUGCGGGACAACAGCAGCAGCAGCCACCGAAGGCCAUUGUGGGACAACAGCAACUGCAGCAACCAAAGGCCAUCGUGGGACAACAGCUACAGCAGCAACCAAAGGCCAUCGUGGGACAACAGCUACAGAAAACGUCCCCGUCGCAGAUACUGCCACAGAAGAUAACCACAGUACAACUUCCACAACAGAAGACUUCCCUUGGGCCAGUCCAGCAAAAGCAAAAGCCACAAAAGACGCCCGUUGGUCAACUUCAACUGCAACAACAGCAAAUAGCCUUCCUGCAACUGCAACAGCAACGAAUAUCCAUAGGACAACUGCAACAGCAACAGGGAGGCAUGAUGGGUCAGUUCCAACAGCAACACGUGCCACAGAAGUCGAUCCUGGGACUAAUACAGCAGCAGCAAAAGGUUCUUUUUGGUCAGCCGCAGGUUCCAAAGGCACCGAUGGGUCUGCUGCGGCCACAACUUCAGCCACAGCUCCUGCAACAAAAUCCUUUGACGACGACCCCGCGCCAGCAGUCACCAAAGGCACAGAUGGCCCAACAACUAAUAAAUUCUGUGAUAAGCCAACAAGGUCCAGCUCAGCAACCGUCGUUGCCCGUGGUCAACCAAAUCACACACAAAUCAAUGACGAUUCAGAAGCUACCCAUGUUGCAGAGGGCGCCUACGGUGACGAAGGUACCUCCCAAGCAGAUAUUCCCUCAGCAGUUAUUUCCCCGGCAGAUAUUUCCCCAGCAGACACCACCACCCGCUCAUCUAUUGCAAAAGCAGCCACCGCCACAUACGCCAAUGCAAACUCCUCCCUUUGCACACCGACCAGCGAUGGUUAGACCUGCGACAGUGGCCAAGAUCACGCCGGUGCCUCCCAACAGUAGAGCAGUCUUUCAGGUGAAAGCUCAGUCUGCUGGCGUAGUCAACGCCGCAGCCGCCAUCAUGAGUGCUGCUCGUACUUUGCCCUUCAGAAGCUCAUCCCACAAGCCGGCCAAUCUGCCACUACCUUCAACGCAUCUCCAGGGAUUCACAACCAGUGCCACUCCACCGCAGCGUCUUCUGGCCACGCCGCCACAUUGUGCGGCCGCCUUGAAUGAGCCGCUGCUGCUCAACCUACCGCCCACCACCAGCAUUACGCCUCAGCUAACGCCCACGACAACUCCUCCGCCAGCUGGAACUCCAGCAGCAGUGCAGCAACAACAGCUAGCCAAGGCGGCAGCCUUCAAAUUGAACUCCCUGCCCGGGGCAAGCAUUUCUCCAGUGACCAAGACUCCAGCAAGCACCCCCAAACGCAUCCAGCCCAUCACAGUGCUCAAGAAAUCCGACGAGGAAUGGCGGAGGUAUAUUCUCGAGCAACAGCAGCAGCAGCAAAAGCAGCGCGGUCAGUUGCAGCCCACCUCGACGCCAACAAUUGUGCUCGUGGAGUCCCCGCCCACUACGCCGCCCACGGACAAACCGGAAACGGAGCGCAGUACAAACUCCAAGGAGAAAACCCCGACGAUCAAGUCGAUUACAAUAGAUAAGAAACCUAAUAACCUGAAAAGACCUGCUUCGGCAACUCCUUCCAUGAGGCAGUGUGUAAAUGUUAUUACAGAAAUAGUGGAUUUAGAUGAAUUACCCGAGUCCCCGCCAGAAAAGCGAAGGAAGGAGGAGUCUUUUCCAAUGAAAAGGCCCCAGGAAGCUGCGCCGCCAGCUGUAGCGCCUUUUACAACAGAGUACGCGGCUCUCAUUAAGCUGUGUCGCGAAGUGGACCCAUCGGAAGACAUGGAGCGCCUGGCUAAUGGGAAAUUGACAAGGUAUUACUAUAGUGCGCCCGACAGCUUCGUGAUGUCGCGUGGCUUUCGCCAUUUGCUCGAAAUGACCAUGGCACGGAUCCGAAGUCAGCCGAACGUGGUGUACGUACACCUCAAGAACGUGGUGGAUGAGCUGAUGGCGCAGAUGGUUGUUAAUGAAGUCCCGAGAGGAAAUGCAGUACCGUCCGCAAGGGAAUCCCCACAUUCUAGAUCAUUCAUGCCGAUGGAGCAGCAGCCAUGGGGGAGAGAGCGGGAACAGGAGCAGACUCCGGUGUGGGUAGACGAUCAGGAGGAGCUGGAAGAGGAAUCCGAUUCGCCCACUACCGACAAACGUUUGAAUGAACGUAUCCGACAGUUGAAUCGCACGUUGUACACAAUCACCAAGCGGAUAAAGAUGCUAGAGGACGCCGAUGUGGACUUGAAUGACGACGACUCCAGCUAUCUUCAGGUGGAGCGAUUCAAGAAGCGCGCCUGCCAAAUAUACGAAAAAAUCUGUGAUCUUACCGGCGAGAGCAAGAGAGCCAGUCGCAAGCUGAAGCCGCCCAUUCAAUUCAAGGACACGGCCUACCCGCACUUCAAUCGCACGUUGUCGGCCUUUGUCAACAGGAUGCGAGAGUUUCCUGAUUACCACGAUGUGCUCCAGAUUCUGGAGCACUGUAAUAAGGAGAAGGAACUCGGACUGGCCAAAUUCGAGAUGAAGAGAAUAGCCUACGAUGCCUUUGCAAAGGUUGGUAAACUGCUGCAGUCGCGUCGGAAGACGGAUCUUUACGAAACCGUAACCCACUUCACGGCAAAUGUCAAGGAUCCGGCAACCAGCGAUCCCGUGCUGCUCGCAAAGUUGAAGGAGAACAACAAAAAACAUAAGAAAAUAAGUGAUGUUCUGGAAAAGUAUGCCCGCGAGCAGGAUCUCAAUGCGGAGGAGCGUCAGGAGGCGCGGCUGAAGGAGAAAAAACUGAAGCAGGAAAAGGCAGAGAAGGAGGCCGCCAAGCUGGCUGCUUUGGCGGUAGACGACGACAAGCCCUGCACAAGUGCCCAGGCAGCAGCUAAAGCUGCCGCCAUCGCUGCCUUGAUGAAAAAUUCAUCAGCUCGUGGAAACGGAAACGAAACAAAACGUUACAUCAAUCUGAAGCUCUUAAAACUCGACGACGAGGAUGAGGACUCGGAGGAGGAAGAUGAGGAUUCGGAGGACGAGGAUGAUGUGGACAAGUUUGUGGACAACUUCAAGACCAACGGCGAAGUGAGUGAUGCCGACUCCGAGGCGGUAGUGGAAACAUCACCAAAGAAAGAUCCGUUGGCGCCCGCCGAGGAGGAGGAUGUGAUAGAUAUAACGAGAGCCGAGACUGGCAGUAAGAUUGACGUAGCCCCGCCCAACGGCAAGCUGAAGAUUAUGUCAGUCUCUAGUCUGAACGCCAACUUCGUCCGCGUGCAAAAUCCGCACACAAACCCCAAUCCCUUGCCGAGUGCCAAGCCUGUAAUCGCAGACCAGAUUGUCAUUUCGGAUGAGGAGUCAUAGAAAGAGUCGUACACGCAGCCCUGGCUGCACUCCUAGUUAAGUUUAUUUAUUCAAUAUGUUCCAAUUUAUUCCUGAUUAGGUUCGGUUUGCUAAAUGUAUUUUUGUUUACACAAAUAACCCCAUGUUGUAGGAUGAUCGUGUUAACUUAUCAAUAUGCAUUGGGCCUAAAAGUAUUUCUUCAUCAAAUUCAUUCAAUAUUUGGACCGAAUUGAAUCUUAAUAACUUAAAUAUGGCUAUUCAAAAGCUUUCCUGUAUAUCUAGACUCACAGAUAUCUAGAAUCUUUAAAACUUAUUCGAUUAGUUUCGAAGAAAGCAUGUUUGCUCAGUUGUGUUUUUAAAAGAGAAUACUAGAACGCUUUCGAAAUAAAACUUGUGUUUAUGCAAAUUUAAGCGAUCAAGAUUCAAAAGUAUCUUCAAUUGUCACAUAUUAGAAAUUAAGUGCAAAAUCAUUUAGCAGCCUUAACAAAUUUUUAGAAGUAAUUGUACAAACAAGUUUGCCGGAUUUAUUUCCUUGUUAGGUUCAAAGAAUUAAUAUUUAUUGGCUUGUUCAAACAUUAUUGUCACCCCAAACAUUAAGAUUCCAAAAUAUAUUUGUCACUUACUAGAAAUUAAGCAGAAUCAAUUUUAUAAAUAAUUGUACAACAAAAUUUGCUUGAUUUAUUCCCUUAUUGCGUUCACAAAAUAACAUUGCAUAGGUUGUUUAAACCUUACUGUUGCCCCUAACAUACUUUCGGUAAUCGAAUCAUCCAUACAAACCCCGCCACGCUAAUUUAUUACAAAGUCCGUACCCUCCGGGUGCAAGCCACAAAUAUACGCUCUAGUGUACAUAUGGAAUACUACUAGUCUAAGUUAGUUGUACAAAAUAAACAGAAUGGUGAGAAAAGAUAACUGAAA
Molecule: messenger RNA, 5759 nt
Organism: Drosophila suzukii
Lineage: Eukaryota; Metazoa; Arthropoda; Insecta; Diptera; Drosophilidae
Gene: Daxx
Product: Daxx-like protein
Biological process (GO): regulation of DNA-templated transcription
Cellular component (GO): nucleus
Molecular function (GO): histone binding; transcription coregulator activity
Source: RefSeq, a predicted model, not a curated record